Messenger RNA from Scomber scombrus (Atlantic mackerel), 2144 nucleotides. It is a transcript of the gene tmem170b, whose product is annotated as transmembrane protein 170B. NCBI's taxonomy places the organism in Eukaryota, Metazoa, Chordata, Actinopteri, Scombriformes, Scombridae. The record is from RefSeq and is a predicted model, not a curated record. Gene Ontology annotation, cellular component: plasma membrane. The transcript has 3 exons. Gene Ontology annotation, biological process: negative regulation of canonical Wnt signaling pathway. The coding region runs from base 174 to 641 and encodes 155 amino acids.
UGGCCUCCACACAGCCGCCACCGACACCGACACCACCGAGGAUGAACCGACCAGCCAGCGGCCCUUCACUUCCCGGAGCGGAGACGGACGUCAAGCCGAAGCAGAGGCAUCGGUAGAGGCGAGCCGCACCGGGGAGAGCCGCCUCACAAUCCCAUGCCACCCCGGUCUCCUCCAUGCCUUCGUCUAAAGCCAAGUUCAGCUAUUCGAUAAAGAGGGGUGCAAACCCGGACAGCGGCGGCGGCAGAAACAUGACAACCAACAGGGAUUAUUCUGUUAAUCUGUCAGUGCAGCAAGUGCUGAGCCUUUGGGUGCAAGGGACGACGCUGCAGCACUUCACAGAGAUGUGGUACUGGGUGUUCCUGUGGUGUCUCUUCUCCUCGCUCUUUGUCCACGGGGCGGUGGGGCUGCUCAUGUUAGUCAUGCUGCAGCGCCACAAGAGGGGCCGCCUCAUCACCCUGGUGCUGGUCAGCGUGGGUUUCCUGGCCUCCCUCUCUGGAGGCGUCAUCACCAGCGCGGCGGUGGCGGGGGUGUACCGCGUGGCGGGGAAGGACAUGGCACCGCUGGAGGCUCUGGUGUUCGGCUUGGGCCAGACAACCCUCUCUGUCAUCAUAUCUUUCUCACGCGUCAUGGCCACUCUGUGAAGCGACCCCCUCGACGAGUUGAAGGACAGACGCCGCCACGAGAGGAGCCGACGAAUCGAGCCAAUCAGAGACUUAAAAAACGCUCGUCGUGGCCGCGUUUGUGGAGGCAGAGGAGGAAGCAGAAAUGCUCUGGACCUUUGGGGCUGGAUGCAGCACAGAGAGAGGGAGAGAGAGCCCCCCGAUGUCUCUGUUCUGUUACUGCCACAUUCACAGGAGCCCCUUCUCUGCAAUUCAGAGGGAACUCAAUGCGGACCGACUGUCUUCGUGUCACAGAGCCGCACCAGGCGGAGACGGCGCCAUCCUCAGCUUCUGGACUGAAAGCCAUGUUCGGGGUGUUUCCAGAGUUACAUCACUUCUUUGUGCCAAUGGCCUUCUCUGGGACAUCCAGAUGCCUUUGUGGCCACUGACUCUUGAAGGCUUUCUGUUGCACUUGUGGAGGAAAGGGGUUUUUUUUUAAAGAAAAAAAACAGCAACCUGUAACGAUGAUCUGACGAGCUUGUGAUCCUUUAGCGAUCAGAAUGCAUUUUAAAGCGCCAUGUGAGAACAAAAGUUAAGCAACGAGGGGCGUUUUUAGGGAGCGACAACCCAACAGUGUUCAUCAGCAAAAACACCUUUUUUGUCAGUAUUAAAUAUCAGCCUCACCUCUCAGUCAUCUAGUACAGAUUAUCACGAUCAUUCCUUUUUUCCUUAUACUGCUUAAAAGCUGCAGCAUCCAACUCACGAGCAAGACGCAGCUUUAAAUUUUGCACUUUGUAAACGUUGGAGACGCUCUUUGCCCGAGAGGUCUGAAAUCAGUUGAGGUGGGGAUGAAAACCAGCAUCAGUGCUAUGUUCAGUUUGUCUCGAACGAUUCAUUGUGUGCCAACGACAGCUGCAACUGGAGUUAAAGGGACAGUUCAGCAUUUUGGGAAAUAUGUUUAUUUGAUUUCUUGAUGAGAUUUUGAUGAGUGAUACCUAUCUCAUAUGAAGCUAGAGUCAGGAGAUGGUUAUCUUAGCUUAGCAUAAAGACUGCAAACAGCUAGCCUUACUUUGUCUAAAGGUAACAACUGUCUACCAGCACAUCUAAAGCUCACUAAUUAACAUGUUAAAUCUUGUUUGUGCAAUCUGUACAAAACUAAUUUGGAAAAACGAAGCUCAAAAAUGACAAUUUGUUGGGUUUUGUUGGACUAUUUUUACCUAUUACCCACUGUAAAAAAGCAAAUAGUCAUUUUUGCACUUUUUUGUGUGAAAGUUUAACAAAUGAGUUAUGACGUGUGACUUAUUUUUAGAGAUGCUGACACAAGCAGAUUUUGUUACCUUCACACAGAGCCAGGCUAUUUGUUUCCCUUUGUUUCCAUUCUUUGUGCUAAGCUAAGCUAACUACCUUCAUAUUUACAGUACAGACAGGAGAGUGGUAUCCAUCUUUGUAUCCAACUCGCAGCAAGAAAGUGAAUAAAUUUACUCCACAAAAUGUCAAACUUUUCCUUACAUGCAGACAGAAAGGCCUAUAUGAGCCCUCAGUAGU